AGUGUUUAAAUAUUUCAGCAGGAGGUUGGGUUAUUUUUUUUUUUGUGCCCUGAAGGUUUAUUUUGUGAAGAUCUCGUGGCAACUUAAGACACACAAUGCCUACUGAAAAUUUGGUUGAUAAGCGCAUGUGCAAGUUCAAAAACCGAGGCAAGGAUACCAUGAAAAUGCGUGAGCGCAGAGUUGCAGAGUGUGUGGAGCUUCGAAAAGCCCAAAGAGUGGAAAGCAUCCUGAAGAGGAGAAAUAUUUCUUCUUACCCUGACGAAGAACCCCUGUCUCCAGACUACAACACUGACAUCCAAGAGGUCAUUUCAACAAUAAUUCAGGAAAUUGUUGCUAAUGUUAACAGCGACUGUCCAGAGCGACAGCUGCAGGGUUGUCGAACAGCCAGGAUGCUAUUGUCUCGAGAGAGGAACCCUCCAUUAAAAGAGAUAGUGGACAUAGGUCUGCUGUCCUGCUUUGUAGAGUUUUUGGGUAGGAAUGAUCACCCCACUCUGCAAUUUGAGGCUGCCUGGUCACUCACUAAUGUGGCAUCAGGCACAUCAUGGCACACUCAGCAGGUGGUGGAACAUGGUGCAGUGCCUGCCUUCAUAGCCCUUUUGUCCUCACCGAUGUUAAACAUAAGUGAGCAAGCUGUGUGGGCCCUGGGUAAUAUUGCAGGUGAUGGCCCAGUAUAUCGUGAUGCACUUAUUGACUGCAAUGUAAUCCCUGCACUACUAGCACGGAUAACACCAGAUGCCCCUGUUGGCUAUCUGCGCAACCUGACAUGGACCCUCUCAAACCUGUGCAGAAACAAAAAUCCUUUCCCCCGCUUCUCUGCAGUCCAGCAGAUGCUUCCCUCCAUUAUACAGCUGAUUCACCACAGUGAUAAAUCUGUUCUGUCUGAUGCAUGCUGGGCCAUCUCGUACCUUACAGACGGACCAAAUGAGCGCAUUGAUAUUGUAAUAAAGACUGGGGUUCUUCCACGACUGGUUGAGCUUCUGGGCUUUGAGGAGCUUGUAGUGGUGACUCCAGCACUUCGUUCUAUUGGGAACAUUGUGAGUGGUUCAGAUCCUCAGACACAGAUGGCUAUUGAGGCUGGUGUGCUGAGUGCCUUGCCAAAACUAAUGAAUCACCCCAAACCCAGUGUCCAAAAGGAAGCAGCCUGGGCUGUCUCCAACAUUGCAGCUGGACCACGCCAACAGAUUCAGCAACUAAUAACAUGUGGUCUACUCCCUCAUCUUGUGAAUCUACUUAGGAAUGGUGACUUUAAGACUCAACGAGAAGCUGUCUGGGCUGUCACAAACUUCACCAGUGGAGGAACAGUGGAACAGGUUGUACAGCUUGUUAAAAGUGGUGCUCUGGAAGGCAUCCUAAAUUUAUUGACCGUAAAAGAUUCCAAGACUAUCCUAGUCAUCCUGGAUGCAAUCAGUAACAUUUUCUUGGCUGCUGAGAAACUUGGGGAGGUUGAAAAGCUUUGUUUGCUUGUGGAGGAGUUGGGUGGGCUGGAUCACAUAGAGCUCCUGCAGAAUCAUGAAAACAAUGCUGUGUAUCGUGCUGCCCAAGCUCUUAUUGAGAAGUACUUCAAUGAGGAUAUUGAAGAUGAGUGCCUGAAGACUGUGGCUACUGAAAAGGACUUUGUUUUUGGACCAGCUGAGGUCCAGAGAAGAUUUGACUUCUGAGAAUUUCUUUUUAUGCCUUAGUUUUGUAAGAAUAAAUAUUUUUGCAGUA
This is a messenger RNA of Tachysurus fulvidraco (yellow catfish), 1707 nucleotides long. RefSeq names its product karyopherin alpha 7 (importin alpha 8) (gene kpna7). The transcript is spliced from 11 exons. Gene Ontology annotation, biological process: NLS-bearing protein import into nucleus. The record is from RefSeq and is a predicted model, not a curated record. Gene Ontology annotation, molecular function: nuclear import signal receptor activity; protein binding. Lineage: Eukaryota; Metazoa; Chordata; Actinopteri; Siluriformes; Bagridae. The coding region runs from base 96 to 1658 and encodes 520 amino acids. Gene Ontology annotation, cellular component: nucleus; cytoplasm.